UGGCAUGGCAUUAUGGCAUAUAGGCCACUUUCGUCAGUUCGUAAGCUGGAAUCAACUCUGACUAGAUUGAGUCGUAAACAUCGCACAGUCAACUCAACCGAUAAGGCCAAGAUAAUUCGUAGCUUUAGUUGUCUUCGAUUCAGCAGAAACAAAAUAUGGGGCGAAUGUUUGCACCGCAUUGAGCUGUUCUGCGAAAAGCCUCUAAAGGAAUUUAAAAAGUAUCACAGACUGGCUGGCAGCAAAAGGGCACACUCCGAGAAAAACGCAACAGCGAAAUCGGAUGCCAAACCGACUUCAUCAGUCGCAGGCUCGUCCUCUAGCAGUGGUCAAAAUGUACCACCACAGGAGUCUCAGCAAGGCCCGCCGAAAAACGACUGGAACCUUAGAAUGUUUGGUUCACAGCCCAGAGGAGAAAAAGGUGGCGGUGGAUCUGGCAGCGGAGAGGGUGGCGAAAAAGAGAAAAUGGUGAUUGUUGGAGCGUUGACCGGCUUAGCUCUGAUCACAUCGAUUGCGUACUUCGAGAUGGGUUACAGGGAAAUUUCCUGGAAGGAAUUCGCUAAAAAUUAUCUUAUUGGUGGUAUCGUAAAGAAACUAGAGAAUGUGAACGAGAAAUGGGUUCGCAUAAAGUUAACUCCAGAAAAUGUUGCGGAUUCUGCCAUACGAGUACCUAUACUGCCGAAAAUCUAUAGCAAGCGAGCCGCUUUCUACAAGGAGGUGGAGCAAAGCGCCAUAACAACAGAACAACGUGACUCGGACAAAAAGCAUGCUGAAGAUAUGCUUUUCGAUAUAUUCAAAAAUGAGGAAACGGGACUGUUGAACAUUGGAAAGUUCCUGGCGGCCCUUCGAACCACCGGAAUUCGUAGGAACGAUCCUCGCAUCGGUGAGAUGAUGGAAAACUUGAAAAAGGUGCACAAGUUGAAUAACUAUGACGGAGGAUCGCCACUGACGCAGAAUCUGAACAAGGAAACCUUCAAAGCAGUUAUUGCGCCGAGCAUUGUGCUGAUUGCGCGUGCCUUUCGGCAUCAGUUUGUUAUUCCUGACUUUCAGAGAUUCACCAAAGACAUCGAAGAAAUCUUCUGGAAGUGUAAGAGCAACACCGACGGCAAGGUUGCCAGUUAUAUUCCUCAGUUGGCGCGGGUGAAUCCGGACUUUUGGGGGUUAAGUGUUUGCACAGUUGAUGGUCAAAGAUUCUCGAUUGGAGAUUCGAGCGUACCUUUUACCUUGCAAAGUUGUAGUAAACCAUUGACCUAUGCGAUUGCGCUAGAAAAGUUGGGAUCUGACGUCGUUCAUCAGUAUGUUGGACAAGAACCUAGUGGUAGAAACUUCAAUGAACUUGUGUUGGAUUACAAUAAGAAGCCACACAACCCCAUGAUCAAUGCGGGUGCGAUUUUGAUUUGCUCGCUGCUGAAGACAUUGAUCCAUCCGGAGAUGACUUUGGCGGAAAAAUUCGACUAUACGCAGAAUAGGAUCAGUCGUAUGGCUGGAGGUGAUGCGAUUGGAUUCAAUAAUGCAGUAUUUUUAUCUGAAAGAGAAGCAGCCGAUCGAAACUAUGCGUUAGGGUUCUACAUGCGCGAGCACAAGUGUUUUCCGGAGAAAACGAAUCUUCGAGAAUGUAUGGAUUUCUACUUCCAGUGUUGUUCAAUGGAAUCUACGUGUGAGUCGAUGUCCGUUAUUGCUUCGACACUUGCAAACGGAGGUAUCUGUCCUUUGACGGAAGAAAAAAUCCUUCAAUCCGAAAACGUUCGAGAUGUUCUCUCUCUGAUGCAUUCCUGUGGCAUGUACGAUUUUUCUGGAGAGUUCGCUUUCAAAGUUGGACUUCCUGCUAAGUCCGGAGUAUGUUGCGGGAUAAUGUUGGUUAUUCCGAAUGUGAUGGGUAUUUUCAUGUGGUCUCCACCUUUGGACCCGCUCGGUAACAGCUGCCGAGGUGUGCAGUUCUGCGAGGAACUUAAUCAUAUUUUCAACUUCCAUUUAUACGAAAAUAUCAAGCAUAUCUCCGACAAAAAGGAUCCGCGCCGGCAUCGGUACGAAACCAAAGGAUUGUCGGUGGUGAACCUGCUCUUUUCGGCCGCCAGCGGGGAUGUUACAGCACUCAGAAGGCAUAAACUUUCGGGGAUGGACAUUACUCUGUCCGAUUACGAUGGCAGAACGGCACUUCAUCUGGCUAGUUCCGAGGGACACAUUGAGUGUGUUAAAUUCCUGCUUGAGCAUUGUGGCGUUCCCCACGAUGCGAAGGAUCGAUGGGGUAACCGACCGAUUGAUGAAGCGGAAACUUUCGGACAUACGGCAGUGGUUGACUUCCUCAAGGCUUGGGAUGAGAAGGUUGAGAUGGCUAAGAAACUAGGUAUCGAAACAGGAUACAACUCAGAUCGGGAUUGUUUAAAAAGCGAUUCCACUGGAAAGUGCGAAUCAACCGACAUUUUGAAGUAACGUUGAAGCAGAAAUCAUUUGAAACUGUCCAAAGUAGAUGAGAAGCUAUUAUUAACCUUUAUCCAACA
This is a messenger RNA of Uranotaenia lowii, 2495 nucleotides long. Its product is annotated as glutaminase liver isoform, mitochondrial-like. Gene Ontology annotation, molecular function: protein binding; glutaminase activity. Gene Ontology annotation, biological process: L-glutamine catabolic process. The record is from RefSeq and is a predicted model, not a curated record. The transcript has 6 exons. Lineage: Eukaryota; Metazoa; Arthropoda; Insecta; Diptera; Culicidae. The coding region runs from base 13 to 2427 and encodes 804 amino acids.